Molecule: messenger RNA, 2229 nt
Organism: Pyricularia pennisetigena
Lineage: Eukaryota; Fungi; Ascomycota; Sordariomycetes; Magnaporthales; Pyriculariaceae
Exons: 3
Coding region: 1-2229 (742 amino acids)
Biological process (GO): regulation of transcription by RNA polymerase II
Molecular function (GO): RNA polymerase II cis-regulatory region sequence-specific DNA binding; protein binding; DNA-binding transcription factor activity, RNA polymerase II-specific
Source: RefSeq, a predicted model, not a curated record
AUGUCGCCAUCGAAACGAUCCUCGGUCAAACGGGGGGCGAUAAAGCGCGAGGCAACUGCCGACCACACCGACGACAUGUCGCCGACGCGGCCUGCCAAGAAGCGCAGGAGACAAGCUCCCGCUGGCUCUGAUGCCUCCGGGCCCAAGCUUACCGCCCCAGAUGAACAGUCGUCCGAACCUGACCUGGCCGAGGAGCCCGACUCGAGCGCCCUGGCCGACACGUCCGGCAUCGACCUGCACGAUGCCACCGAAGUUGCGAACCGCGUCUCCAGCUGCCUGAAGCUGCCCCAAAAGCCCAAGGAGUCUCUUCGGGUGAGCAUAGACCACGCCAACUCUUCACAACACUACGUCACGCGCAGCGUCAAGGCCUUUGCGCAGAUUCUCGGUCACGACUGGACGUACUUUGUCACUCAUACCACCAUCAACAUCGGCCGCGUCCCCUCAGAUCACUCGAUCAAGCAGCCACCAGAGGACAGCGAAGACCAUGUUCACAUCGACCUGGGCCCGACCAAGACGUACUCGCGGCUGACUGCGCGCAUCAGGUUCGAAAACUCGUGGACCUUGGAGGUCAAGGCCAAGAGUGGCAUAUUGUUGGACGAUGUGUUCCUGGGUCCUGGGAGCAUGGUUGAUCUGACGAGCGGCAGGGUGAUCAGUGUCGGUGACGUCGAAAUGAUCUUUAUAUUGCCGCUUGAGAGUGCCCCACUGCGCAUUCACCCAACGUAUUUGGAACGUGCGGGCCUGGGCGGCAGCGAGUUUGCGCUGCAGUUAGGGGCGCAGGAAAAGCAAGAAGUAUUAGACGACUCUGUUCAUCCAACUUCGACCACGACCCUGCCCAGGCCUUCGAGCAGCCGUGUCCCCCUUCCGCGGGGACAGCCCCAGCAGCCACAGGCCAUCGCACCUGCGCCUCCUGAUUACAGGCGUCCGGGCACGCCCCCAUCAGUUCGGAGCCGGGCCGGUGGCCGUGGGCCAAAGUCUUCACCAUCCAAAGAAGCUGGCACAUUGUUGAUGCACCCCAGCGAUGUUGAUUUGGCAGCAGACGAAAACCAGCACAUUAAACCACAGUAUAGCUAUGCGCAGCUCAUCACGCAAGCAAUCAUGAACACGCCAGAUGGGAAGCUCAACUUGAGCGGCAUUUACAACUUUAUCACACAAAACUAUUCGUACUACAGGAGCCAAUCUAGCGCAGGCUGGCAGAACAGCAUCAGGCACAACUUGUCACUGAACAAAGCUUUCGAAAAGAUUGCAAGGUCUACCGAUGAGCCAGGCAAGGGAAUGAAAUGGACACUAGUACCAGAGGCCAGGGAAGAAAUGAUCAAGAACGCUUUCAAGGGCGGAAGGGGUGGUCAUCGGGGCUCCUCGAAUCCCUCUUCUCCCAGUCAGCUGAACUAUGUCAACCAGGGCCCCAGAGAAAUGGCGGCUAGGGACGGCGUGCCAUCAGCAAGAAAACGAAGGGUCUCUCCAUCCGGCUCGCCACAACCUCGCUCAGCACUACGAGACCUCCAGACCCCGAUCCGUGGAAGCUCCCGACGGCUACUACCCGACGAACCAGGCAUGGGCGGAGACGGCAGCCCGCUGCCGCGCAUCCGUGCGCUUGGUACGCCCAAGCUGCUCCCGCCCCACAUGCCUGCGCGAGCCUUGUCCAUUCCCAAAUCGCAGACGGACAUUUCAGACGUCGCGACAGACGACGACCACGUCCCGCGCUCGCCCACCCUGACGAGCUCCUACGGCCAAGACGAGAGUGGGCUCUCGUUCGUCACGCCCGCGCCUCACCGCGUCAACCUGAGGCUCGCGCCCCCUAGCACGGCCCAGCGACCGAGCCAGCACAUGCCCACGAGCUCGCCCGCGCCCUUUUGGAGGUAUGCGGAUAUUGGUAGCACGCCAAUGCGGCCCGGUGCCCUGGACUUUAGCCCCUCGCGUAACCGUCUCGACCCCGUCCCGCAGAGCAGCAGCCCGCCGAACAAGUCUCCGGACCAGAGUCCCACGCGCAGGGGUGCGAGGCCGCCAUCUAGAGAUCACAUCAAGGAGGAGCAGAGAGAGGAUCCAGAGCCGGUUGAGGCUGUCAAUGGCAAGAGGCCAGGGUCCGGUCAGCAGGCGUUGGCGCCCGAUAACGACGAAGACGACGAAGCCGAGGGCGGCUUCGAUCUCACAAAGGGAUUCCAAAGUAUCGGGUCAUACCACGCUCCCGUGGGCCUCGGCUUCCAAGUUCUUCCUGCGUCUGGAAACAGGUAG